This is a messenger RNA of Racocetra persica, 371 nucleotides long. NCBI's taxonomy places the organism in Eukaryota, Fungi, Glomeromycota, Glomeromycetes, Diversisporales, Gigasporaceae. The record is from the annotation of a GenBank genome assembly.
AUUCUUUAGAUGAUUUACUUUUGGAAGCUGUCUUACAAAAAUCUAUGAAAACAAUGUCUGUGAGACCAGUUAUUAUUAGAAAAUCUUUGAAUAAUUGUGAAGUUUCAGAAAUUCAUAUUAAGGCAGAUACAAACAUUAAUGAGACAAGACCGAUUAUUGACGCAAAGACCAAGCAGGAUAUAGCUCAACAACCUGUUGACAAUGAAAUUCUUAAUGUGUUUCUAAGAAAAAAAGUUGUUUUGUCAAGGCUGCCAGUGUUGGUAAACGAUUCUGAUGCUCUGAAAAACAACUCUGAUAAAUCAUUAGAAUUUAGGGCAUCCAUAAUUAAUGUUCAAUGCACAAAGAAAGAGGGAUUGAACACUAAUUUAUGA